AUGGAUGUGGACGUGGACAUGGACGUGGACGUGGACAUGGACGUGGACGUCGACAUGGUUGUGGACGCGGACGUGGACGUGGACGUGGACAUGGACGUAGACAUGGUCGUGGACGUGGACAUGGACAUGGACGUGGACGUGGUCGUGGACGUAGACGUGGACGUGGACGUGGACUUGGACGUGGACGUGGACGUGGACAUGGACGUGGACAUAGACGUGGACAUAGACGUGGACGUGGACGUAGACAUGGACGUAGACGUGGACGUGGACGUAGACGUGGACAUGGACGUGGACGUGGACGUGGACGUAGACAUGGACGUGGACGUGGUCGUGGACGUGGACGUGGACGUGGACGUGGACAUGAAGGUGGACAUGGACGUGGACAUGGACGUGGACGUGGACGUGGACGUGGACAUGUACGUGGACGUGGACGUGGACGUGGACCUGGUCCUGGACGUGGACAUGGACGUGGACGUGGACAUGGACGUGGACGUGGACGUGGACGUGGACGUGGACAUGGACAUGGACGUGGACGUGUGUCCCAGGAACAUGGACGUGGACGUGGACGUGGACGUGGACAUUGACGUGGGCGUAGACGUGGACGUGGACGUGGACGUGGACGAAGACAUGGUCGUGGACGUGGACGUGGACGUGGACGUGGACGUGGACAUGGACGUGGACGUGGACGUGGACUUGGACGUGGACGUGGACGUUGACGUGGACGUGAACGUGGACGUGGACGUGGACAGGGACAUGGACGUGGACGUGGACGUGGACAUGGUCGUGGACGUGGACGUGGACGUGGACAUGGUCGUGGACGUGGACGUGGACGUGGACGUGGACAUGGACGUGGACGUGGACGUGGACAUGGACAUGGACGUGAACGCGGACGUGGACGUGGACAGGGACGUGGACGUGGACGUAGACGUGGACGUGGACAUGGACGUGGACGUGGACGUGACGUGGACGUGGACAUGGACGUGGACGGGAUGGGGGGAAGUAGGGAAGGGGAUGGGGGGGAGCAGGGAAGGGGAUGGGGGGAAGCAGGGCAGGGGAUACGGGGUAAGAGGGGAUAGGAUAGGGGGAAGCAUGGCUAGGGAUACGGGGAAGCAGGGAAGAGGAUGGGGGGAACGUGGGCAGAUGCCGGGGAGAGAGCUGGGGGGAGGAUGGUGGGGAGCAGAGAGGGAAUCAAAACGCUAUGGGGAGAGGGGAAGAGCGGAUGGAAACGCGGAGGUGGACAUGGACGUGGACAUGGACGUGGACGUGGACGUGGACGUGGACAUGGACGUGGACGUGGACGUGGACGUGGACGUGGACAUGGACGUGGACGUGGACGUGGACAUGGACGUGGACGUGGACGUGGACGUGGACGUGGACGUGGACAUGGACGUGGACGUGGACGUGGACAUGGACGUGGACGUAGACGUGGACGUGGACGUGGACGUGGACAUGGACGUAGACGUGGACGUGGACAUUGACGUGGGCGUAGACGUGGACGUGGACGUGGACGUGGACGAAGACAUGGUCGUGGACGUGGACGUGGACGUGGACGUGGACGUGGACAUGGACGUGGACGUGGACGUGGACUUGGACGUGGACGUGGACGUUGACGUGGACGUGAACGUGGACGUGGACGUGGACAGGGACAUGGACGUGGACGUGGACGUGGACAUGGUCGUGGACGUGGACGUGGACGUGGACAUGGUCGUGGACGUGGACGUGGACGUGGACGUGGACAUGGACGUGGACGUGGACGUGGACAUGGACAUGGACGUGAACGCGGACGUGGACGUGGACAGGGACGUGGACGUGGACGUAGACGUGGACGUGGACAUGGACGUGGACGUGGACGUGACGUGGACGUGGACAUGGACGUGGACGGGAUGGGGGGAAGUAGGGAAGGGGAUGGGGGGGAGCAGGGAAGGGGAUGGGGGGAAGCAGGGCAGGGGAUACGGGGUAAGAGGGGAUAGGAUAGGGGGAAGCAUGGCUAGGGAUACGGGGAAGCAGGGAAGAGGAUGGGGGGAACGUGGGCAGAUGCCGGGGAGAGAGCUGGGGGGAGGAUGGUGGGGAGCAGAGAGGGAAUCAAAACGCUAUGGGGAGAGGGGAAGAGCGGAUGGAAACGCGGAGGUGGACAUGGACGUGGACAUGGACGUGGACGUGGACGUGGACGUGGACAUGGACGUGGACGUGGACGUGGACGUGGACGUGGACAUGGACGUGGACGUGGACGUGGACAUGGACGUGGACGUGGACGUGGACGUGGACGUGGACGUGGACAUGGACGUGGACGUGGACGUGGACAUGGACGUGGACGUAGACGUGGACGUGGACGUGGACGUGGACAUGGACGUAGACGUGGACGUGGACGUUGACGUGGAUAUGGACGUGGACGUGGACGUGGACGUGGACGUGGAGGAGUUGGACGUGGACAUGGACGUGGACGUGGACAAGGACGUGGAAGUGGACGUGGACGUGGACGUGGAGAACUUGGACGUGGACAUGGACGUGAACGUGGACGUGGACAUGGACGUGGAGGACUUGGACGUGGACAUGGACGUGGACGUGGACGUGGACAUAAACGUGGGCGUGGACAUGGAGGUGGACGUGGACGUGGACGUCGACAUGGACGUGGACGUGGACGUGGACGUGGACGUGGACGUGGACGUGGACGUGGACAUGGUCGUGGACAUGGACAUGAACAUGGACGUGGACAUGGUCGUGGACGUGGACGUGGACAUGGACGUGGACGUGGACGCGACGUGGACGUGGACGUGGACGUGGACGUGCACCUGGUCGUGGACAUGGACGUGGACGUGGACGUGGACGUGGACGUGGACGUGGACAUGGACGUGGACGUGGACGUGGACGUGGACGUGGACGUGGACGUGGACUGGGACAUGGACGUGGAGGUGGACGUGGAGUGGACGUGGACGUGGACGUCGACGUGGACGUGGACGUGGACGUGGACGUGGACGUGGACGUGGGAGUGGACGUGGGAGUGGACGUGGAGUGGACGUGGACGUGGACGUGGACGUGGACGUGGACGUGGACGUUGACGUGGACGUGGACGAGGACGUGGACGUUGACGUGGACGUGGACGUGGACGUGGACGUGGACAUGGACGUGGACGUGGACGUGGACGUGGACGUGGACGUGGACGUGGACAUGGACGUGGACGUGGACGUGGACGUGGACGUGGAGGACGUGGAUGUGGACGUGGACGUGGACGUGGAGAACUUGGACGUCGACAUGGACGUGAACGUGGACGUGGACGUGGACGUGGACGUGGACGUGGACGUGGACGUGGACGUGGAGAACUUGGACGUGGACAUGGACGUGAACGUGGACGUGGACGUGGACGUGGAGGACUUGGACGUGGACAUGGACGUGGACGUGGAGUGGACGUGGACGUGGACACGUGGACUGGACGUGGACGUGGACGUGGACGUGGACGUGGACGUGGACAUGGACGUGGACGUGGACGUGGACGUGGACGUGGAGAUGGACGUGGACGUGGAAGUGGACGUGGACAUGGACGUGGACGUAGACGUGGACGUGGACGUGGACAUGGACGUGGACGUGGACGUGGACGUGGAGGACGUGGACGUGGACGUAGACGUGGACGUGGAGAACUUGGACGUGGACAUGGACGUGAACGUGGACGUGGACGUGGACGUGGAGGACUUGGACGUGGACAUGGAUGUGGACGUGGACGUGGACGUGGACGUGGACGAGGACUUGGACGUGGACGUGGACAUGGAAGUGGACGUGGACGUGGACGUGGACAUGGACAUGGACAUGGACGUGGACGUGGACGUGGACGUGGACCUAGACGUGGACGUGGACGUGGACGUGGACGUGGACAUGGACGUGGACGUGGACAUAGACGUGGACGUGGACGUGGACGUGGACGUGGACGUGGACAUGGACGUGGACGUGGACGUGAACAAGACGUGGACGUGGACGUGGACGUGGACGUGGACGUGA
Closterium sp. NIES-65 is the source of this 3987-nucleotide messenger RNA. The record is from the annotation of a GenBank genome assembly. Lineage: Eukaryota; Viridiplantae; Streptophyta; Zygnematophyceae; Desmidiales; Closteriaceae.